Messenger RNA from Odocoileus virginianus texanus, 1158 nucleotides. NCBI's taxonomy places the organism in Eukaryota, Metazoa, Chordata, Mammalia, Artiodactyla, Cervidae. The record is from RefSeq and is a predicted model, not a curated record.
UGCAGACCCUGCUGCUCCCAGUCCAGCUGCUGCAGACCCUGCUGCUCCCAGUCCAGCUGCUGCAGACCCUGCUGCUCCCAGUCCAGCUGCUGCAGACCCUGCUGCUCCCAGUCCAGCUGCUGCAGACCCUGCUGCUCCCAGUCCAGCUGCUGCAGACCCUGCUGCUCCCAGUCCAGCUGCUGCAGACCCUGCUGCUCCCAGUCCAGCUGCUGCAGACCCUGCUGCUCCCAGUCCAGCUGCUGCAGACCCUGCUGCUCCCAGUCCAGCUGCUGCAGACCCUGCUGCUCCCAGUCCAGCUGCUGCAGACCCUGCUGCUCCCAGUCCAGCUGCUGCAGACCCUGCUGCUCCCAGUCCAGCUGCUGCAGACCCUGCUGCUCCCAGUCCAGCUGCUGCAGACCCUGCUGCUCCCAGUCCAGCUGCUGCAGACCCUGCUGCUCCCAGUCCAGCUGCUGCAGACCCUGCUGCUCCCAGUCCAGCUGCUGCAGACCCUGCUGCUCCCAGUCCAGCUGCUGCAGACCCUGCUGCUCCCAGUCCAGCUGCUGCAGACCCUGCUGCUCCCAGUCCAGCUGCUGCAGACCCAGCUGCUCCCAGUCCAGCUGCUGCAGACCCAGCUGCUCCCAGUCCAGCUGCUGUGCCCCCGUGUGCUGCCAGUGCAAGAUCUGAAGCUGUGUCCAGGGACCUCAAGUGGCUUCCAGAAACCCAGGAAUCUAGGAAGUGACUGGUGCCCCAUCCCAGAUUAGCAAGUGGCGGUUUUGAAUCCAUCUUUUCUACAGUGGGGACCCCAACUCUCCAGUCCCAGCAGAUUGCCUCCCAGAUCCAGGAGAAGUCGGACCUCUGCGUGCCUUCUGUCCAUUCUGGAUCCUCCCUCCUCUGCCUCGAGGAAGUCAUUUCCUUCCCAGUCUCCGCAAUGUCUGCAGUCCCCACAGGCCCCUGAUUCCCGGAGCCCAUUGCCCCUCGUGCUUCGGACUUGGCCGACCUGGCCCAUCCCACAAGGCCAACGUCCAGACCACAGACCCAGGAGGUGCCCCCCACUCCUUUCAGCCCUGCAUCGGCUGGCCCAGCGCCACCCUUCAGCAGGAUUCGCCUGUGCCUCCGUCACUAGCCACAGUCCAGUCUGGACCUGGUGAUGGCUCUAAAUAAACACAUUCCCCUCUCAAG